CACACCGGAAGGUGAAUUACAAAGGGGAAGAAAAAAAACUAGUCACUGUUACCAGCAACUCAAGGAGCGUACGUUUGUCGCCUGGGGGGCCUUUCUUUGUGAAGCAUUGGAAAACCACCUUGGUCUUUGUGGGUGAAACUGUGUAGGAAAUUCACUGCCUGACUGAAGGACAAUUAUCUGUAAGAAAUGUUCCUGUACAUUCUUGGACUGGUGGCUUUUUGGUUUGUGUUCCGCUGGUACAGGGAACUCGCAAGAGUACCCAAUAAAGGACAGAAAUAUGUCUACAUCACUGGCUGUGAUUCUGGAUUUGGGAACCUUCUGGCCAGACAUCUGGACAAGCUGGGCUUCCGUGUGAUCGCAGCCUGUUACACUGAGAAGGGGGAGGAUGAACUGAAGAAGGUCUCUUCUGAACGAUUGAACACAGUCCACCUGGAUGUCGUCAGCACUGAUAGUGUCAGCAAUGCAACAGCAUUCAUCAAAACCUUGGUUGGGGAGAAGGGUCUGUGGGCUGUGGUGAACAAUGCUGGAGUCUCUGUACCAUCUGGUCCCUGUGAUUGGAUGACCGUCGACGACUACAAGUCCAUGCUGGACGUGAACCUCAUUGGAGUCAUUGGUGUGACUCUAAGUGUCCUGCCCCUCAUCAAGAAGGCCAGGGGCAGGGUGGUGAAUGUGGCCAGCGUGUUUGGGAGGAUAAGCGCCUUCGGGGGUCCCUACUGUGUGUCAAAAUAUGGAGUGGAGGCUUUCAAUGAUAGUCUACGGAUGAACAUGUCAGCUUUUGGAGUUAAAGUCCUGUGUCUGGAACCAGGAUUUUUCAAAACAAGCGUGACUGAUCUACAUCUCCUGAGAAAAAAUGUCAAGACAUUGUGGGACAAAUUGCCUGAAGAAAUCAAAGAUCAAUAUGGACAUGAUUACCCAGAGAGAGCAAAUGUUACAUUGGAGAAGAAUGUUGCGACGUUGCUGGAUGGGGACCUGAUGAAGGUUGUGAGCUGCAUGGAGCACGCCAUCUCUGCUGUCCACCCUCGUACCCGCUACUCACCUGGCUGGGAUGCCAAGUUCUUAUGGUUGCCUAUGUCCUACCUGCCAACUUGGAUCGCAGACAAAAUGCUCUUAAAAGAUAUGGCCAACCCAACAGGAUCUAUUCUUUAAUGUUAAUGGUUCUCUGACCGAAUGUAGGAGAAAGUCUUUAUUUACACCCACAGGAGAAGAAGAAAAAUGUUAUUGGAAAAAGUGUAUAGCAUGGGAUUCAACCAAUGAAUGGGGAAAAAAACACUAAUUUGUUUUCAAACUUAAACAGAGUUGUGAAUUGCAUUUUGUCUAAUCACAUUUGGAUUUGUCCUGUCUGUUUCCCUGGUCUGAUAAUAAAACCAAUGGAGAGAUUUUCAGUAGUUCAAA
Molecule: messenger RNA, 1392 nt
Organism: Salvelinus namaycush (lake trout)
Lineage: Eukaryota; Metazoa; Chordata; Actinopteri; Salmoniformes; Salmonidae
Product: retinol dehydrogenase 7-like
Exons: 6
Coding region: 187-1146 (319 amino acids)
Molecular function (GO): oxidoreductase activity
Source: RefSeq, a predicted model, not a curated record